UGCUUUUCUCGCAUAAUUUCUCGAAAGCUCGCGUAAUAAGCAUUUGUAUCUGGUACAGUACAUACACGAGCUCAAUCAGAAUUAUUUUAUUACAGUGUCUUUGUUCGAAUAUCAUCGUAUUUUGGUGUCUUGAGAAAGAGUGAAAGUUAUGGUGAAUUUUUUCGCGAUUUUAUUCUAUCGAUGGAAACAUGCCUCAGCUAAAUAAAAUUUUAUACAAAUGCAACCUGCAAACUGGCACGUUGCUUUUAUUGUGGUUAUUUGUGAUAAUUUGCGGAUCUGGAUUGGUUAUUGACAUUUAUCAUAUGUCCGAAGGAUCGCAACCUUGGCCUGAAGAUCUAACCUGGAUUAAUUUCAAAUUCAUUACCGCUUUUAUCUAUAAACUCGGAGUAUUCACAGUAGCCAUCGUGGGACUUUACGGAAUUCAUAGGAACAAACCUCAAUUUUUCACACUCUUCUACUACUUCAACUAUUUCCAAUUAUUGCUGAUAAGCGUCUUCAUUGUGUAUCUAUUCGUGGAUCCUGUUGAGCACAGCAAAGAGUUUAUUCCGGUUAAUAGAUUAGCUAUCGAAGAUCAUAACCGAACAAUCGUAUUAUCAUUGUUACUACUCUUCGGAUUAGGAUUUCAGAUAUAUUUCACUGUAGUGGUCAAGAGUUAUUACGAAGAGAUGAAGGACCGUAGUUCAUCCAAGACUCACAUUUUAAUUUUUUCUUAUCCGGAUCACUAUUACGAUUAUGGUUUAGCUUACGUUAGAUAAAUUAUCAUUUUUUUUCUUUUUUGCGAGUUUGGAAAUUUGUUUAUGAGAUAAGAAAGUUCCUAUGUUUGCAUAAAAGUCCAAUCUUAUUUCUAUAGCUUUUGAUAUCUACUACAUCGUAGAUUAUUUAGGUACCUCUACCUACCGAUACCUGUACUGAGAUCGUUCGAGCUCGAACAAUCAUUUUAUAUUUAUUUCAAUUGUUUCCAUCUAUACCCACCUAUCAUGUUUUUAAUGAGAAUAAAUUUAUUUUUAUUUGAAA
Planococcus citri (citrus mealybug) is the source of this 1014-nucleotide messenger RNA. RefSeq lists its product as uncharacterized. Bases 189 to 755 code for a protein of 188 amino acids. Lineage: Eukaryota; Metazoa; Arthropoda; Insecta; Hemiptera; Pseudococcidae. The record is from RefSeq and is a predicted model, not a curated record. The transcript has 5 exons.